UCACGAGCGUGUCAAGAUGUCGUUGGAUAUUCACAUUAUCUUACUAUGGAACAGCAAUUACGUUUCAAAGAUUCAGAAGCAAGGACAAGCAAGGACUUAAUUCGGCUAAUUCUUUUCUGUUUCAAUUCAUUUUCAAUUUUUCCUUUUUCAUUUUUCCUUAUUAUACAAACCUUUUUUCUCUCUCUUUCUCUCACACACAGUAAACCCUCAAAAACUCAGCUUUCGUGAGUAGCUCUAAAAGAUUCUGUAACUAUGGAUGAGCAAGAAGGGGUAAGUAGAGUCACUAGUGUUUCAGAGCCCACUGUGGGUAAUACUGUUGAUGAAACCCUAGUAGAGAAUUUGCGAUGUGAGGGGCAGGCUUAUAGUGAGGGGGAUGGUGGGGAGAUAAUGGUGGAGGUUGUAGGCACUGAUGUGUUUGUUGAUGGGGUUUGUGGUCAUGGUGCUGAAUUGGGGCAUGAGGGAUCGGGAAAAGGAGCCGACCCUUAUAGGGAUUCUCUGUCAAGGGAUGCUGAGGACUCAUCUGGGAAUACUGGAAAUGGUGUUGAAGGUGUACUUUAUGUUGAAGGGUCAUCUGGGGAUGUUUUUGUGACAUCUAGCGCUGAAAUUGUUCCGAGUGUAACAGCUUGUACAGUUGUACAGCAAGUCAGCUUCAGUGAUGCUGAGGGUAAUGUUGUCAGGAGCACUGAAUCUGUUGGUUUGACUUCACCUGAUGUUGCGGGGGAUGUUUCCAAGACAGUGGACAAUGAGGCUGUGAGUGAAACAGCUGAUAGAGUUUUGGAGCAAGUCAACAUCAGAGUUAAUGAGGAGGGGAAUGUUGUGGGAAGCUCUGUAUCUGUUAAAGGGAGUGCUGAUUUGACACUGCAAAGAGUGGGUCUUUCUGGUGAUGGGGUGUGGAAUCCUGGAAUUGAACCUCUGGCUGGAUCUUCUUCAUUUGUGCCACAAGACAGUUCUAAUAUUAAGGCUAGCAAUCUGAGAUUGGAUUCUUCUGAAAAAAAUGAAACUUCAGUCACAGAGAUAGUUGGCCAGGCUAGUGACAAAGAUGUUGCCAAUCAUGCAAGGGAUCAGAUAUCAGAUCAUCCAGCUGAAAGAGUUGUGUCAGGGGAUGGUGAGUUGGUAGAAAAAAUGCAUUCAGAGGUUGAAACCAUGGAAUCCGAAAUCCCUGAUCAAGAGAAAGAUGACUUGAGCAACAAGGAUGAGAAUUCACAUACUGAUGUUGAAACAAUGGAAACCGAUGUCCAUGAUCAAGAGAAAGAUAACUUGAGCAACAAGGAUGAGAAUUCACAUACUGAUAUUGAACCCAUGGAAACUGAUGUGUAUGAUCAAGAUGGUGGGUUCCCUAACAAGGAUAAUAAUAGCAAUUCUGUUGAUGACACAGUUUCUUUGAGACCAAACAGUCCAAUCCCUGAAGAUAAGGGAGGGGAUAUCAAGGUAGUUAGUGGCGAUUCAAGAAUAUUAGUUGACCACACCCCAGUUGUACAUGAUCACUCCUUAGGCAUCAAUGGUAACACUGCGCCAUCGUACCCUGGGAAGCAAGAACAUAGCUUGAAGGAAAAUUUGGCAGCAGAGAAUGGGGCUAUUGGUUCUUCUUAUGAAAAAGCAAACCAUGCCGAGGUUCGGGUAUUUAAGGUUGAUGCCAUGCAUGAAGAUAUAAGCGAUCUUGCUUUAUGUACACAACCAGAAGCUUCUCAUUUGGAAGCCCAAACUGGCAAUCUUAAAGAGGUGUUUAUGGAUGGUAGUGAGGUCUCAAUUUUAAAGAUACCAGUAUCCAGUGAUAAAGAUGGGAUCUUAAGUGGUUCAGACGAGUUUCCAGAUAUACAGCCUAAGGUUGCGGAUGGAGUUAGUGAAAUUUCUAGUGAUGAUCUCCCACUGUCUUCUGAACAGGCGAGUGCUCAUGAUACAGGAAACUUUGAGGAGAUGGAAGUCGAGGGGGUUCAUCACGAGACAACUGGCACUAUGACCUUUCCCAUGAAUGAUGAGAGUCUGAAUGUAGUGACGGUUGAUGCCAGGUUGGAUAAUGACGCGGGAAUUGGACACUUGGAAACCUCUCAUGAACCAGCUUGCAGAACUGAUGGAGAUAGUGUUGAAAUGGACAGGGAUGGGGAUGCCCAGCUUGGAACUGCCACAACAAGCUUAAGUUGCACUGUGGAUAAAAAUAUUUUAACAGCUGAAACAACAGUGUCUCUUGAGACUAUGGCUAGCCCAGGAGAGAAGAACACGAUGGAUGAAACAAACAGAGUAACCCACUUCCUGCCGGAAGGCUUGGACGGGGACAUGUCGCUGCAGCGUGUUGAGAACGAGAGCUUAUUGCCUUUUGAUGACUAUGCAGGAAAAGAAGACGAUCCCAAGAUGAGUGCAGUGUCAUCUAACGAUGAUGUUAUGACUGAAACUUCAUUACUUCAGGAUACUGACAAAACUUCAGAUUCUGAUGUUGUUAAUGGGAAGUCGCCUCUUUUACUGGAAGAUAAUGACUUAAAGGUCGAGGCUGAACAGAAAGUGGAGACUAAGGACACUGCUCUUAGAGAGGAUCCUACUCAAGCUCAUGAUUUGGCUCACGAUACAAAAGGUGUUAUUACAGGAAAGCAUUCGGAUAUUACCAAAGAAUUUGAAUCCACUGCGAAUCAAGAGGGUGUAGUGGAGCAUGAUCAUAUGCUUGCUCUUGAGAUGGAUCAUGAGGCUGGGAAUGCAGCAACUGCUGAUAAAAUGUCAAUUGAAGAAAACAACUUUAAUGUAGAGGGUGCUAUAAAAUCUCAAGCUGUAACAAAUUCUGGUGCUGAUGUCCCUCCUCCAGUUGGAGAUCAAAUUGUAGAAACUUGUAUUUCUCAUACUAGCAAUGCCGAGACGUAUCAAGCCAAUGAGUACCAGGAUUCCUCGAACGCAAAUGAGGGUCUUGUUUCCCGUGCGCAUGCUGUAGAAAUGAAGGUUGCCGAUGAACAAGAGAAAGAUGAAGUUGAAAAGCUUCAUGCUGAUACUGUGCAGGAAUCUUCAGAGCAAGACAAAGGAACUGAAGAAGUUGCUUCCGAGUCUAGCCACACUGUGAUGUUGAAUGAGAAGCCUGUGAGCUUGUUGAAAAUGCAACCUGGUUAUCUCAUUCCACCACAAACUGAUGACGAUGAGUACUCUAUAUCUGAUUUAGUCUGGGGAAAAGUCAGAAGCCAUCCAUGGUGGCCUGGACAGAUAUUUGAUCCUUCCGAUGCUUCAGAAAAGGCCAUCAAGUACCACAAGAAAGACAGCUUUUUGGUUGCGUAUUUUGGAGAUCGUACUUUUGCAUGGAAUGAUGCAUCUGUGUUGAGGCCAUUCUGUUCUCAUUUCUCCCAAAUUGAGAAGCAAAGUAAUUCAGAAACAUUUCAAAAUGCUAUAAGCUGUGCUUUGGAAGAGGUUUCUAGACGGGUUGAGCUUGGUCUUGCUUGCUCAUGCACACCUGAAGAUUCCUAUGAUGAGAUUUCAUGUCAGAUUGUGGAGAAUACUGGGAUUCGUGAAGAAUCAAGCAAAAGAUAUGGAGUGGACAAAUCAACUGGAGUCACUUCCUUUGGACCUGAUAAGCUCAUGCACUAUAUGAAAGCGUUAGCCCUAUCACCAACUUGUCGGGCUGAUAGGUUGGAUCUCACUAUUGCUCGAGCUCAGCUAGGGGCCUUUUGUCGCUUCAAAGGAUAUCGUCUGCCACCCAAAUUCUUGUUAAGUGGAGAAUUGCUGGAAAACGAUGCUGAAGUUCCACAGGGGGACGGUGCAACUGACGAAAAGGGCCAUGCUUCAGAAGACAACGAGCAACAUCCCACCAGUAAAGUCUCUGCUCACAAACGUAAGCAUGGUUCAAAAGAUAUUUCACAGACGAAAAAGAAAGAGCGAAGCAUGUCAGAGCUGAUGGUUGAUGUGGAAUGUGAGUAUUCUCUAGAUUGUGAAGAUGAUCAAGAUGGAAAAACAUUCACUUCUAGCAAAAAGAGGAAGGCUGUUGAUUCUCUUACUGAUGGAUCGGACAAGAGACCAAGUGUUUAUGCAGCUAAAGUGUCAACCACAGCAUCUGUAUCCCCUAAGCCGUCCUUCCGUAUUGGUGAAUGCAUUCAAAGAGCGGCAAGCCAAUUAACUCGUUCAGCCUCACUUCUGAAGUGCAACAGUGAUCAAACUGGGGCUGAUGUUCAAUUGCAGGACUCGCCAAAGGGAAAGGUUGUGAUUCCGACUGAAUUGCCUUCCCCAAAUGAUUUGCUCUCACAACUUCAGUUGGUGGCAUGGGCUCCACUGAAAGGCUACAACUUCUUAAAAACCAUCACUUCUUUCUUUUCGGGAUUUAGAAAUUCAGUUGCUUUGAGCCAGCAUUCUCGGAGGCAGAAUUCAUCAGCCGGAAGACCUAGCGGUGGUCGAAAGAGGAAAGCUUCACAAACUGCAGCUGGGCUUGCUGAAGAAUUUGAAUUCGAUGAUGUAAAUGAUUCUUAUUGGACAGACAGGAUUGUACAAAACUAUGGUGAGGAGCAGCUACUGCAGAAUGGUCAGAGUGGGGAAGGAGACCGUCAGCUUACGGUUCAUGAUCCAGAGAAACCCAAUAAACCAGGUCGUAGACCAUACUCUAGAAAACGAAAAUCCAGUGCGGAUGAUGAUACGACGCCAGGUGUUCCUCCGGAGGACAUUGAGAAGAGGAAGCAUGAGCCAGCAGAACUCAUAUUAAACUUUGCAGAAGGUGGUCCUCUUCCAUCUGAAAUGAACCUUAAUAAAAUGUUUAGGCGGUUUGGUCCACUGAAGGAGUUAGAAACUGAAGUUUAUCAGGAGUCUUCUCGUGCUAGGGUGGUCUUUAAAAGGGGUUCUGACGCAGAGGUUGCUCAUAGUAGUGCCGGAAAGUUCAACAUCUUUGGGUCACGGCAAGUGACUUAUGAGCUCAGCUACACCCCAGUUAUCUCAUUUAAGCCGAUGCUCAUUACACUUACACCAGAUCUGGAGGGAGCUAUUUGAUGAUACAGUUCCAAGAUGAUGGUAGUUCCAGUUUGAAGAAAAAAUGACUAUGCAGCGACGGCCAACAGUAACACUUUGAUUAGAGUGGGUUUGCUGGAGUAGAGGGUGACCAGAGACACAGAUGCAUCUUUUUGUAUAAAAGACCUCAUUUCUGUCUUAUGUACUUUCUUAUCUCUUUGUAUUGGCGAAAAGAAGAGUUGUCCCUCCUGCAUUAGAAAUGAUAAGUGCAUGAUGCAUCGAUAUCGUGCUGUGUUCAUGCUUAUGAUCAUCUUCCCAGUUUCCUCUUGAUUUUUCUGGAUGAAUGAAGAUGAAAUUUUUGUCUGA
This is a messenger RNA of Nicotiana tabacum (common tobacco), 5259 nucleotides long. RefSeq lists its product as uncharacterized. Lineage: Eukaryota; Viridiplantae; Streptophyta; Magnoliopsida; Solanales; Solanaceae. The record is from RefSeq and is a predicted model, not a curated record.